UACUGUAAAUAAGAGACGGUAGCUCAUGAAAUCAGGGCAUUAAGAGGACGAGCUGGAAAAUAUGUUCAGGGUUCCGCCCAGAAACUUCAGCGGCCGCAUCACUGUCUGUUGUAUAAACAAAGACGAGCUGCAGGAUGCGCCUCCUCUCCUUGGCUCACAUGCUGUGAUGUCCGUUCUGACCGCGCACGGCGUGUACGGUAGCAUGUGUGCGUCGGGGGAGCUGACAAAGGUUUUGGAUGGGUGUUUCUCUUUAAUUCUGCAGUAUCUCUCUCGCUGUACGCGGGCCUGCUGUUGUUGAGGAGGGCGGGCCGUGAACACGAUGAGCAGAUUUCGGACAGUAAACUAACUGCUACGUCUGAGUGACCGGAGUAGCAGCUCGUCUAACUUAGUUUUGCAUUGACUGCAUUUGCCAAUGGCAUGCAGAGCUUCGGGUUAAACAUAGGCCCGGUCUACUGUCUGACAGCUGACCUCGGAUAAACUCUGGUCUCUCGGCGGACUCUGGACAAAUCCUGCAGAGGCGAUUUUUGCGCAGCACGAAAAUUCGACCGCAACGCGAAGGGGGAUGAUCUCCCAGUCAAGUGAUACGACAGGCCACUAAGCAGACCUCCGAUCAUUUAGUGGCCCCCAGCCACUGCGCCCCUGUGUAGCGGUGCAAAAUGAUGUCACUGAUAGAUCUGGAUGAUGAUCAGCGAUGGGUACCCACUCACGUCAAUGUCACCGUGCUUCGCGCCAGAGGGCUGCGAACCAAGGGCAAGCACGGAAGCCGCUACCUCUACACCAUCAUCCAGGUGGGGAAGGAGAAGUACACCACUGGGCUGGUGGAGAAGGCGGAGGUGCCUGCUUGGAACGAGGAGUGCUGCUUCGAGCUGCUCCCCGGGAUCCUGGAGGACGGCGCACGAUGCGCCUACCCCCCGGGGAGCGGGGACCUGGUCCUCACGGUCAUGCACCGGGUGCUUAUCGGAUUGGACGUGUUUCUCGGCCAAACCAUCAUUCCUCUUGAUAAAAUAUUUCAAGACGGAGUGUGUCCAAGAGAGGAAUGGUUCAAGCUCAACUCCAAGGCUGGAAGAAAGGAGAAGGAACGUGGCGAGCUCCAGGUGACAGUCCAGUUCACCCGCAAUAACAUGACGGCCAGUAUGUUCGACCUCACCGUGAAGGACAAACCUCGCUCUGCUUUUGGGAAACUCAAGGAUCGCGUCACAGGGAGGAAGAGGGGAGAUGUGGAGUCUUCCUCGGCCAUUGUCCCAGGCCGCUACGCCGCCCUGUCAGGAUCCCUGGGGCAGCCAUUUGGAGGGGAGGGUGUAGGGGUGGUGGAGUCACGAGAUGUGGAGAUAGCAGAGGAGAAGAGGAGCAAGAUGAAAGAUUUCUUCAAAGGAAAGCUGCGCAAGUCGUCUGACACCAGGUCCUGCUCAUCUCUGGCCUCAGAGAGCAGUCUGUCUUCCAUGGCCAGCGAUAACCCUCCACCCAGUUUGGAUCUACUGUCAGACCCUCCCAGUUCCCCCAUCUACACUAGCAAAGUGAGAGUGGACACCCCCUACGGAGCAACAGACAUAGCUAAAAAAGUGCUCACCAGCCAGCACACCACAAAGGUUCUCACACACAAGCGAGCCUUCAGCGAUGAAGCUAGCAAGAUCACAACAGGCUUCCCUCGAACAAACCUCGCAGUAGAUUCUCUCAAGGGUCAGACAAUGAUCCAAUCCAAGUCUUCAUUAUGUAUAAAUGGAAGCCAUGUCUAUGACUCUGAGCCAUCAACUCCAAAGAGUUCAGGAGCCCUCCCAUCCAAGAUGGUCCUGCUGGAGAAGUGCUCACCACUCUCCCGUUCCCUGCAGAACCUCACCAGGAGAAGUGAGGACAAAGGCUCUUUUGCUGAUGGCCAACGCUGGUCCUUUGACAAGAUGAAGAAAGAGGAAAAGGAGGAAGAAAAAGAAGCUCAGGCGUCACCUCCUCCAAUUCGGCAAGCUCAGACAGCGGGUCAUCCCGUGCAGGCAGAGUUGCCAGUCGUCUCAUCCACCGGUGAUUCACCCGAAAAAGGGAGGAAGCUAAGAAAGACAUUGUUCUCUGGAGGGAGGAGUGAUUCUCUGCCCGCUAAGUCAGACCUGAACAAGGCCGCUUCAACAUCAGAGGGGAGGCUCAGAGGCUGGUUUGGCUCUGGUGAAUCCCAGAACAAGCCAAGGCUGGAAGUUUCUCCUAAGGUAGAAAGCAGCUCAGAUGUAGCUCCUCCCUUCCCUCCUCACUCCCCUGUACCCGCUCAGUGCUCCUCUCCCUCUGGUCAUGUCUCACCUGAUGACUGCAAUCAGACCAAUCCUUUCACCCCUUCUUCUUCUCCCUCGUCAACCCCUAUGUCUCCCUCCAACCCUUUCCUCCCACAUGUGCAGCGCAACCCUUUCUUUGAGGAACUCAUAGCCGAAGAGUCGCAGAGGUCCCCUCCUUUUGUGCCUUGUUCCUCUUCUGGCUCAUCCCCCUUUCACUACACCACUCUGCCCUCCCCCCAGCCAUGCACGCCUAGCCCAGCUCAUGAUAUUAAUGCUGUAAAUAUGGCUUCCAUAAAGCGGGAGCGCCCCAGGCCUGUAGCUAGGCAGAUAUCUCUCCCUGCAUUUUUACCCAAAGUAGCAGCCACACUUAACUCCCCUGACCACUCGGCCCCUCGCACCAUGUCAGAGAGUGCAGGAGAAUGGGAUGACCCCUUCAAUGCCUUUGCCUCUAGCAGGCUCAGAUCACCUAACGGUAGUCUUCAUCUGAAAGAGCUGAGAACCAGUCCAACUUCAUCCCAUACUAAUCCCAGUAAUCACACACAAGAUCUGCAAACACGUAAAGAGGAACCCCCGCCUUUGCCUCCACGGAGACUUUUAAGAACCUCAGUUAAUGAGAUUUACUCUGAUGGCUGGCUGCACAGAGGUCAGGAGCUUGCUGUCCAUAAAGAAGCCUACUUCCUCUCACAGACCGGUGUGGCUUCACUACAGCGUGGAAGAGAAGGGGAAUGUAAAAGAAACGGUGUAUCUCCAGACCCUCACACGAGCAACGAGACCUCUGAUUCCCUCGGCAUCCGCUCCCAACUGUACACAAACAUUACAUCACCAGGAUUUAUGUCUGAAGAAAAGCUCAGGAAGUUCAAAUAUGAACCUCUGGAAUACGAGAGAGACUGCUGGGGAGGGAUGUUGUUUGAGCAAGACUUGUAUGGACGUGUAUGCGGAGGAAACUAUGGACAACCCAAAGUCAUAAAUCCUUGUUUAACAUUAAACACUGAGGAAACUGGUGGAAAUAAGGUCACAUUUAAGAACUCAGAACCUAAAAUACUUCUUGAUAGUGUUACAGACCUUUUGAACAUGUCAAACACUACUUCACCUAACCCAGAAGUAAAGGUACCAGAUACAACGAGCACUCCGACAGAGACAGGAGAAGAGCUUAAUCCACCUGAACCCACAUGCAUCAACAGCAACAUGUCUUUCCCACUAACUUUAGGGGAUCUGAACAUGAAUGUGAACAACUCAGACUUUGGUUUUAUUGAUUCUGAUGGCUCCUCUCAAUCAGAGGUAACUGACACUCUCAAAGGCAUCAACAGUUUAAGUGGGACUUCUCUGCAAUCGCCAGAAGAUUCACCAACAGCUGUUUACCACAAGGAAACCACACAGGAUAUCUUCACUUUAAAGGACACCUACAUACCUGAGAUGAACUCGUCAUUUGAAAUAACCUCGAAUAAACUCUGUAAAGUUUCCCCAGUUUGCCAAGAUAGUCGCCAAGAUUGUCGGUGGGAGCUGAAUAACAUGGAAACACAUGGCCACUCCAGCGUCAACAGCAGAGAGAUUGCUGCUUUGUUGUCACUAAAUGAAACAAAUUCAACCAAUCUUGAAACUGAAUCCAGAGUUGAUAAAACAAGAGGUGAUGAUGAUUUUAGAGGGACUCAAAAAGACACUGAUGAUAAUGGCAACCCACCAGCUACAGUAAGCACAGUUUCCCACACAGGAUCAUUUCCUGGUGUGGUUAGUGCACGUUUUAGACCAAAAGGAGUGUCCCGACAGAACAGCAGAGGCAGCCCAAACAGCCAAAACGAAAGCGGAGACAAAGAGUUUGAACAGCUGUUGUCUCUCAUUCCAAAUAUUUUAAAAGACACUGAUGGACUAUUGUCAUAUCAUCCCACUAAAUCAGCUCUUUCUUCUGUACAGGCAUUAGAUAAAGAGGCAGAUUUUGCUUUGCAAGUUGAUCGUACCAAAAUCAACCAAACACAUCACAGUGAGUUGAACACAAUCUCACAAGUUUGUUCAAAAGACGAUACAGGACUUCCUUCAGAAAACUGUGUAAGAGGAAAACCCUCUGAAAUCAGUUUUGAAGACCUGCAUGCAAAAGUAGCACCAAACACGAGAACCCCGUCCAAAAUAAAGACAGGGCAAUCUUUGCAAGAUCCUGAACCAUCAUAUCCCUCUGUCCCUUCUGCACUCUCCCUGUCAGCUGAUGCACGGGUCAGCCUCCACCCUACCCUCCUCUGUUGCCCCUUCAUACAUCCCUCAAGUGCUGGAGCCAGCACCACUCUGGCUGUGGCCCCCUACACCUCCUCCUACUCUACCACCUCCACCACUGACCAGCCCCUGGUCGAUGCACAGCACUCACUUUUGACUGAAGAGAAACAGCCAGCUAGCAAUCUGCCCCGUCAGGAGAGCAGACCUCAUCCAGUGAAGCCAUUAACCCCCAGCCAAUCAGAGAAGAAGGAGGGUCGUUCGGUCCUGGAGAAGCUCAAGUCAACUAUCCACCCUGGGCGCACUGCCCACCAGGUCACAGCUGAGAAAAGUCAGGAGGUGACAGUGGACAACUCGGCCCAGUACAAGCACCUGACCAACAUGGAGCUGAUCGCCCUGCUGCUGCAGCAGGAGAUGGACAUGCAGAAGCAGCAGGCAGCCUCCGAGCGGCAGGAGGCGCAGCUGCAGAAAUGUGAGGCAGAGCUGAAAAAGGUCAAGUUGCAAGUUCGAGACCUGGAGGACUACAUUGAUAAUCUUUUACUGCGGAUCAUGGAGCAGACACCCACGCUGCUUCAAGUGCGAUCCAGGCACAAGUGACGACAGUACUAGAGUACUAGGUUAUUAAGACUGGGCUCUAGAGUCAGUUACAGACAAUGCACCACAAAAUCAGAUCUCAUAAUCAUCCAGGUCUUCUCACUGCUACAAUACUGCCCUGUUGAUGUAGACACCAUAUUACCCAACAUGCAUGCUGGUUAGUUUACUAUGGCACAACCCAAAAAAUUUGGUAUGUGAAAAGCUUCAGUCAAAGUAGAAGUCAAUGAUUGUUUUGCCGGUGCUUUUACUAGAUUAAUUUAAGGUAGUCGGCUGACGUAAGUUUAACCUUUAAACCCACUGCUUUCACAUAACAUAGAAUACAGGCUAGAGAAGACACGGUGGAAGUGCAUUCAAUGUGCUCUGCAGGGACUGAAGUAGAUCCUCGGGCAAAAUAUGACGUUAGCUCAAGUAAUCUUAAAAAUGCAGCUAUAAAACUGCAAAAACAACAUUUUGUCUCAAGAUUUUCCUCUUGACUAGUUUAAUGAAAUGAUGAAUUCACAACGGUUAACUUGAGUUAAUUACAUAUUUUCAAAUAGAAUUUCAGAAACACCACCUUAUGCAGUAAUACAUUAUAAAAUGCUGCUCUGCAGUGUGAAUACUAUAAAAAGAGAUGUUUCUGCAUUAACAUUGCUGUAUAAUAAGCAAAGAACAGUAUUGAUGUUUGUACCAGAAAAGACUAAAGAGGAUCAAGACUUAUUGUUUGUAUUCAGUUUCAGUUUUUUUUUCUUUUUUGUUUACAAAAUACUGUGUUCCUUAAAUUCUUAUUCCUUGUUACAUUAUAAAUAAUGAGAAUGUUUUGUUUCUGUCCAUUUUGCAAUUUAAAAAAGCAACAUAGAAUAUAAAAAUAAUAAUGCAUCAAUGCAGUAAAUAAGAGUAUAAUAAGUUAUUUCUAGGUACUUUUGUCAUGAUAAAACAUUCUCUAAUACCACUCUGGUACCACUGUAGCAACUUGCAAUGCUUUACAUGACCGCAGUACUGUAAUAAAAAUAAAGUCCAGAGUUAUCAAAGUUUGACUUCUCAUUGGUCAGACCUUAGACUGCAGAGACUAAUCCAUGGCAUCCUGCAUACUGUCUUCAUAUGCUGUGUAAGGCGUGUCAUGGCAAUGCUUAUUUCGCUCCACUAGAGAGCACCCCUAACUUGAGCUGGGUGGAAACCUGCUGUUUCAGCAAGGACCUAGAAAUACUGUGAAAAUGCAGUAUAGUUUCACAGAACAUGUACACACCUAUCUGAUUUACUAAAGCUAAGUUGAGUCUGUUACUGCUGAUGGCAUGCUGUCCUUGCACUGCUGGUGACUGUUGUCUCUUUUUAGUACUGACUUCAGACUGUUACUGGAUUACAUUUGUUUCUGCUGCAUAGAUGUCAUUUUGUCUGUAGACUCAGGAGAUUUGGCACAUUUUCUGUUUAGACUGAGCAGAAAAGGGUGUUUACAUUUUUCUGUCCCAUUAGGGAUAAAAAAGUGAGAAUGAAGUCUCCAGUUGUAGAAGUAUUCCGGUUUGAUACCCCUA
Molecule: messenger RNA, 6544 nt
Organism: Monopterus albus (swamp eel)
Lineage: Eukaryota; Metazoa; Chordata; Actinopteri; Synbranchiformes; Synbranchidae
Gene: rab11fip5b
Product: RAB11 family interacting protein 5b (class I)
Exons: 7
Coding region: 657-5042 (1461 amino acids)
Biological process (GO): regulated exocytosis
Cellular component (GO): mitochondrion; early endosome; phagocytic vesicle
Molecular function (GO): small GTPase binding
Source: RefSeq, a predicted model, not a curated record